Messenger RNA from Cynara cardunculus var. scolymus (artichoke), 815 nucleotides. Its product is annotated as myb-related protein 305-like. The transcript is spliced from 3 exons. Gene Ontology annotation, biological process: regulation of DNA-templated transcription. The record is from RefSeq and is a predicted model, not a curated record. Gene Ontology annotation, cellular component: nucleus. Gene Ontology annotation, molecular function: DNA-binding transcription factor activity; sequence-specific DNA binding. NCBI's taxonomy places the organism in Eukaryota, Viridiplantae, Streptophyta, Magnoliopsida, Asterales, Asteraceae. The coding region runs from base 4 to 723 and encodes 239 amino acids.
AAAAUGACGGAAAUGAUGAGUUGGCGAAUGCAGGAGGAAGGGUGGAGGAAGGGACCGUGGACACCGGGGGAGGAUAAGUUGCUUGCAGAGUAUGUUGCAAUGCACGGAGAAGGAAGAUGGAGCUCGGUUGCCAGUUGCUCAGGACUAAAGAGGAAUGGGAAGAGUUGUAGGUUAAGGUGGGUGAAUUACUUAAGACCUGGCUUAAAGAAAGGCCAUUUAUCACCUCAAGAAGAAGGCAUCAUUAUUGAACUCCAUGCUCUAUGGGGAAACAAAUGGUCUACUAUAGCUAGAUAUUUGCCAGGAAGAACAGAUAACGAAAUCAAGAACUACUGGAGAACCCAUUUCAAGAAGAAAGAAAAACCAUUGGAGAACCAGAAAAAGAGAAAAUACGAAGUUCAGCUUAACCAUAAUCAAGAGCACCAACGAGGUCCCGAAAUUAUGAACGAUAAUACCACAUUACCUUAUGCAGAAGAGAUCGAUAGAGGGUUGUUCACUGAAUCAUCACAAACCACGCUGCAAGAAACAAACCAAAUGAUCAUCAACGAUCAGCAGCAGCAACAAAACCCAAGUGUGAUGGCUCAAGAUGUUGCACGGUGGUGGGAUACAGUAUCCGAAGAUGGAUUAUGGAGCAGAUUUCUGUGGAACAAUCUCGACAGUGAUCAUCCAAACCAAGCUGUAAUGGAACAGCCGUUUCAGAUGUUAGAUUCUUUAAGCAUGAAUUAGACUAAAUUUCGAACAAUAUGUCACCAAUAGGUAUCAUUUCUUGCUUGUAUUAUCGUAAGAAAAGAUAUAAAUAGAUUAAAGCUUCAUAAUCA